Messenger RNA from Bactrocera tryoni, 1408 nucleotides. RefSeq names its product protein ALP1-like. The record is from RefSeq and is a predicted model, not a curated record. The coding region runs from base 127 to 1383 and encodes 418 amino acids. The transcript is spliced from 4 exons. NCBI's taxonomy places the organism in Eukaryota, Metazoa, Arthropoda, Insecta, Diptera, Tephritidae.
CGCCUAAUCGAUUCAAUUAAGCGCUUAAUCAAGUAAAAAAAAUUAAUUUCACAAUUAUCUUAUUUAUUCAUUAAUUAGGAACAAAGCAGUCUUGCUGUUUAGUGUUUGAUUACGAAUUUGUUAAUAAUGGAUAAAACAAUGCUUAAAAAAUUAUUUUUAGCAUAUUGUGUGCAUGUUGAACACUUUGAGUCAGUACAAUCUAACUAUGAUAGUGUACUAACACUAUAUAGGAAAAGAAAAAGGCGAAACUUGAUGAUUUUACAGCAUUUAAAGAAAAAACAACUUUUGUGCCUUGAAAUAUUGCAGCAAACGGCAUCUCAAAGAGCGUUGUGGAAAUUGAAACGGCGAUCUCAAUUUUGGGAAAUAAAUUGCAAUCGUAAUAAUGAUCAGUUUUUCAAGGAACACUUCCGAAUGUCCCGAGCAAGUUUUGAUAUACUAUGUGGAUUGGUUAGCAAAAUGAAAAGAGCAGAUACGAAUUGGCGUAAAGCGAUAGAAUUACAAAAACGGGUUGCAAUCGCUUUAUUUACCCUGGGUUCUUCCCUAAAGUACAGAGAAAUUUCUGAACUAUUCGGUGUUGGAAUCUCAACUGUAUGCGAAAUUGUAUACGAGUUCUGUGAAGAAGUGUGGAAAACUAUGUCAACAUACAUUAAUAAAUUACCUCCGAAAAAGGAAGAUUUAGCUGAAUAUAUUUCUGGAUAUUGCAAACUUGGUCAUCCUCAGUGCAUGGGAGUAAUUGAUGGAUACCAUAUAAAAGUGAGGCCGAACGCAACCGUCGCUAAGGAAUACUUAAAUAACAGAGGCUGGUACUCCAUUAUACUUCUAGCGUUGGUGGAUUACAGAUGUCGUUUCUUAUAUGUUAACAUUGGUGCUCCAGGGCUGUGCACUUACUCACAAACAUACAACGCAUCGGCACUAAGAGUUCUCUUAAAUAAUAACGAGUUAUUAACAGGAUAUAAAAAGGAAAUAGAUGGAGUGGAAAUACCAGUUUAUAUUAUAGGUGACUCAUCGUUUGAGUUUUCCAAGUCUUUAAUGACACCCUACCCAGUUAGCACUUCUUUAACCGAGAAUAAAAAACAAUUUAAUAAUAAGUUAUUAGCAUGUAAAAAAGUAGCAGAUAAUGCUUUUCGGCAUUUAAAAGCACGUUUUCGACGUAUAGGAAUCGGGAUAGACAAUAGAAAAGGGAAUGCUCCUCUUAUUAUUCGAUCCACAUGUAUUUUAUAUAACUUUCUCAACGAAAUAAAUGAUAAUAUCGACGAGAAAUGGUUAGAAAUGAAGCAAGUGGAUACAAAUUGCCAGAAUCCCACAAAUACUGUCGCAUAUUGUGAGGACGAACCCUUUGCGGAAGAGAUAAGAGAUACGUUGUGUCGUUUAAGUGAAAGAUAAAUAAAUGUCAUACUUUUCUUAUGUA